UCUACAAUAUGCGCGCUACACUACUACAGCUCGAAUAUUAUCAGGAGCUAGGAGCCAAGUCAACCAGCGAUAUUCUAUUAACCACUGCUUGAUUAUUGUAUUUAAUGAGAGAUAUUUAUCAGAUUUUAUGCAAUUAUGGCAACCUUUGGAGUAGUAGAAGACUGCGAUGGAAAGUUUUUAGAAGGAGGAUCGACGAAUUCGGCAGACGAAACAGAUUUCCCCCGGGCUGUUAUUGAUUUGGUGAAAACCUGUGAAAUCCCACUGAUGUAUUUCCGGAAUAGGAUAUUCUCUCCCCAUUCACAAGAUAUGUGCAGCUUGAUGCCUGCGAGUAAACCAGCCUCAAGGCACAGACUGAUUCAUAGGGAAUGGGGAAAAAGUGUAUCAAGCAGAGUAGAAGGUCGUGGUGUAAUGGCUCUCUUGACGAUAGAUGACCAAGCGUUGGAUGAAGAUAAAGCUAAGAGAAUAGCACAUUACAUUCAACAUCUACUCAAGGAUACUCAAUGUGAAUUUCUAAAAUGGGAUCAGCAAUGUCUUCUACUAUACUUUAGCUCAUGUAAUGAUUACCAACGUUUAGGAGAUCAUUUUAUGCGCAAAGAACUGGAUGACUGUGCAGGAUCAAAGGUUAUGCAGGUAGAAGCUGCCAAACUGACUAACCCGCCACGUAGUCUGAUAGAAAUCUCUGUGCCUCGUGCCCAAGGUGAUUCUACAAGGGAUACCAUAUCAUCCUUUCUCUCACACUUCUCUGGAGCUUUCACUCAUGCAACCAUCAUGGAGGAAGAGAACUCUCCUGCCAUUGCCGUGUCCCCCGAUGGCAUUCCGUCAAUGGGCGUGGUCAUGAUGUUUACGUCAGGUGCAGGUAGAGUAGAGGAAGUCCUCUCCAACCCGCCUUGGAAACGCCAGUCCCUAUCUGAUGAAGUCUCCCAGAUAGAGUUUGCAACCAAGUUCUGUGUCCACACGGAGAGGGCGCUGCCGUUCUGGGGGGUGCGUACAGGAGCGCCCUCACCUGGCGUGCGACUUCUUCUAUUCGUCCGUCAUCCAAGCAAGUUUGAUGACAUGGACAAGUUCUAUCAAGAAUUCACUGGCGUCACUCCUCUAGAGCAUAAAUCUACGUCCAGCUCACUCCGAUACAGUACAUAUACCCUCUCAACACGCUGUGAGUUCACACUAGCUCAUUAUCCCGGUUUGAAACCAUAUCCACUAGACUCAUUAUCAUUGGGAUUUCAUAUAAGGAAUUUGAACAAGGCUGGAACGGCAGAACGACUGAAUGAUGAUCAUUGGUCAACAAGAGAUCCCGAAGGCAACAAAGUUACACUAUUCUCUGUAAGAAGAUAGAUUAUCUAUUCAAGAAGUACUACGACAGUGUUCUUUUUAAAAACAAGUUUAUUAUAGAUUCACCUUUAUAGUGUUGAUAGUUAUUUCUUUUCACUUGUUUUGGAUUAUGCAGCUCUAUUUUAUUGAGCUAUUAUUAGAGAGGUACCUGAAUUUAAGUUUAAGAUACAGUAUGUUUCAUUUGUAAUUCCUAAAUCUCCAUUCGUUCAGCAUGGAGGCAACAGUUGAUCCACUGACUCCUAGAUAUUACAGGAAAGUCAAUUGUGUUUUUAAUGAGCAACAAAGGUGUCCAGAAAACUGAAUUUAUGAAUGGCUUGAGUAUGGUAAGCCAUACGGGGGCUAGGUCCAUGAUAUAAGGCAAGCCAAAUGGAGGCUUACAUAUGUAAGUUAUUAGUAGGAAAGCCAAGCGGGGGCUGAAGUUGGUAUAUACAAACCUGUCAGAAGUUAAGGUUAAUAUCAAUGUAUGGCAAGCCAAUUAGAAGCUUAAAUUUAUAAUUGGAACUAGCCAGGUGGUGGAUUAAGCAAAAGAUGAUGUUUGCCAUGAUAUUAAUUUAUUUGAAAUUACAGUCAUACUCUAAUGCAAGGGUCAUGGGAAUAUAUUGGCUUGCAUAAUUGCAAUCCAUAUUUCAGCCAUUCAUAAAGCCAUUUGUAACUUUACGUACAAAUUGAAUCGUGGAACACCUCCCUGCUUUACCAAAAUAGAAAAGAAAUUACCCGUGUUUGAUUUUCAAUAUUUAUUUUGAACGAUAUUUACAAUGACUUUAUUUUCAACUCUUACUGUCUGGUAUAUUUGAAGAAAGUUUUCUAUGAUGUAUGUAUGGAUAUAGAUACAGUCACAUAUCUUUAUUUAUUCGUGGUGUUGAUGAAAACACAAAUAAUAAAAAUCAAUAGGGGAAACUAAUAAUUGUACAAAUUUUUCAGGAAUUUUAUGCAGCUUGAUGAUUGUUCUCAAUUCACAAAGUAUUCUUUCUUCUUACCACCAUUUUCUAAUUCUGUAGCUGCUAUUAUUUAUGUCGUCGUAAUUUUAAAUAUACAUAUUUGGUAAGAUAUUCCCAGUAUAUUUAUAGCUUUUGAAAGAUACAUUUAGAUUAGUUUUGAGCAGUCCAUUUACUAUAUGAGAGCUAUAUACAUUUCAUUUGAACAAUUAAAUCCCUAGGACUAUGCUAAUCUCAAAUUGGCAACUUGAUGAAUAGAUAUUACAUGAUGACAGAUUUAUAGGAAAGUUAGGCGACUCUGAUUUGUCAUGGAAAUGAUUAUCGCAAAUUUACUUAUGAUUUUCUCCUUUUAUAAGCAAUUUUCCUGCAGUAAUGAAAAUUUGUAACAGCAUGUAUUUACGGGUUCUUACUCUUUGAACAUGUUUAACUUGAAUAGAAGGGCAGUUUAAUCAUUUUGUGCACAAAAGGAGAAGACUCAGGAGUGCCUAACAUUGUAGAUACCCGGAUAAAUAAUUGACCAAUUUUGGCUUUAGUAUAUAAAGCUCUGGCCCUUCUUUAUAUCGGACUUAAAGGUUGAGAUUAUGAUCAAUUUUGUUACUGAAUCAUUUUCAUUUUGAAUCCUCUAUCAAAAUUCCAAGGGGGUUUGCAAGAAAAUAUUUGCAAUCAAUUAAAUUGCAAAUUUAGAUCUACCUGAAAGCAAAUCACUUGUUGAUGCAAGAAGCAGGCUAUCAAUCUAUUGUAAAUUUGCAAUGAAAUGUAUGACUUUCAAUUGAUUUGUCGGUCCUAACAUUGACCUGCAAUCAAAUGAAAUGCAAGACUUUCAAUUGAUUUUGGGGGGUCCUAACAUUGACCUGCUAACAAUUGCAAUUUCUUGCAACACUCCAAUAGUGAUUUUUCAGAUGCAUCUUUCAACAUGUAUUUUACUUUCUAGCGUGCUUUCUUUCCAAAUCCCAUUUCAACAAAACAACAAGGGAAUUGGCAAGUAACCGGGGAUACCUUAGUCACGUCCUAUGGCGGCCGUACGGCGAACCGAAAACGACAGUCUUAACAUUUUUGUACCAGCUACAUGUAGGUGGUUUGAAUAAAAAUGAAUAUAAAACGGUUCUUUUCAACUCGCCUUACAGCCGCCGUAGGGAAAUGUGACUGAGUUAGAAAUAUUGCAAAAGACAAGGGAAACAUGUUCGGUGGCACUACCUACUUGUUACAGCAAAGAGAUGUACACUGCAAGACGGAAAGAAUAUUGAUGUUAAAUAUAUUUGUGAAUCAAUAAAAAAACAUAUUUAUAAUGUAGAGGGCAAUGGAGACCCUAACCAUGUUCUUGUUUUGUUGGUUUUAUGUGCAUGAAUGAUUAGUAGUCUUUUAACAUUCAGACCUUUAUGUAGUUUAGCAGAGAUAAGCCAAUAAUAUUUUUUUUCAAACUGAAUCGUCUUCCUGAAUCAUAAUGCCAAUUUGAAAUCAUGGUGCGAAAUUAAUACUUUAAUUUUUUCAGAUCAUGUCACACCCCUUGGUUAGAAGAAAUACCGAAAUCAGUGAAUGAUUUAUUUGUUGCUACAUGCACUUUUAAUGUUUUCCAUUUUGUCUGUUCAUUUGAUCAAUUGCAGGAAUAAUGUUUCCUUGUGACUUUCUCUAGGUAGGAUACAUUGACAGGUUUUGUACAUGUAUAUUAGUUAGGCUGAACACUAUUAUUUACACUUGAAAAACUUUCAAAAUUAUAGGCAUGGCUCAGAUUUAUCAUUGGAAAAUAUGUGAUCUGGAAUUGAUUAGUUAAGAAUGAUCUGGUAAGGCAGACAGUGAACCUUUGAUAAGAUGAAAGUCAUGUUCAGAUAUGAGCUCAGCAAUAUUUUCAUAGUGUUGAAACAUUCUGAGACACAUCAUCCCACCAACAUGUGUGAUAUAUGCUGACAAACCACCAUUUUACGUUUCAAGUCUGAAUUUGGAAAAAAAAUGCAAAGUAAAACUUGUGACAUCAUAAAAAAUUCAUUAUGAUGUUAUGACUUGUAUUAUGAUUCCAUCUGUCUUCAAGAAAAUGUCAUGCAAUUUCUGCAGAUAUCUAAAAAAAAUAAAUUGUACUCAAAAGAAUCUGAACGGCAUGCAGUGUUCUGUUGCUAUGUUGUUUUGCAAUAUAUUUUUUAUUCAUCAUAUCUCAUUGACUUCAUUCACAGAAAAAUAUGGCUGAGCUUUCUUGCACCAACUCUUAACGAGCCUUAAUUAUAUUGAUCAUGUAAUAAACUGGUAUUCUUCACUCUAAUGCAAAAUGGUUUGGCCCAAACGACUGAAGGAAUUUUUUCAUGCUUUUCCUUGUUGAAAAAAAAAUCAAUUCUGUGGAUGAUUUUGAACUGAAAACUAUAUUCAUGUGCAAAACAAGACAAUUUGUUUUUGUUUUACUGUGAGUCAUUCUAUAUUUUGUACAAGAAUAUAAAGUAAUUAUAAUCCCUUAAUUUAUGUAGUCAAGACGGUGAUUCAAAACUAGUUAAGUUAAAGAAUGUGGACCAGUAAGCUCAAAUAUUUUGGCCUACUUUGAAACACAAUUUGGAUUUGUCAAGAAAGACAGCCUUUCCACAAGUUUGCCUGAUAGUGCACCAAGCAACGUAUGAAUACUCAAUUGCAUGAAUUGUAGUUAUUGAAUUUCCAUUAAUCUGACUGGUCUACUACAUGUAGAUAUAAUCAUUCAUAAAUUUAAGAUUGUUAAUAGGGAUUAAACCAUUAUUGGUUUACAAGAAAAGUGACAUUUUUACUGUACUUUGAAAAGUGCCAAGACAGUUUGGUAAUGGCAUUGUGAUAUAUUCUUUAAAAAAAAGUUCUGCCACAUCAUGGUCAUUGUCAUCAUCAUCAUCAUCACCAUCAAUUAUAAUUACUAUUAUUUUUAAAAUAUUUUUAUCAGUAUAUAUUAUUAAGUGUUAUUCUUAUCACUAUUUUAUAAAGCUUUGUCAUUCAACUGCACAGAAUAACUUCUCAAUCUUGUCCAUUUAUUUCUCAGCAUUAUGGUGAAAUCUAUCCAUUUAAAAUAUCUGUAAAUAGAAAUGACAUAAUCCCACAUUCCGAGAUUUAAUACAGGUCAUCAAUAUUUUUUAAGUACAUGUUGAUUUUGUAAUUUAAUGCUCAGCGUUAAGAAUCCAUGACUUGGUGAUAGUUAUAACUAAAUAAAGUUUCAUGAUAAUUUA
Molecule: messenger RNA, 5425 nt
Organism: Lytechinus variegatus (green sea urchin)
Lineage: Eukaryota; Metazoa; Echinodermata; Echinoidea; Temnopleuroida; Toxopneustidae
Exons: 4
Coding region: 136-1332 (398 amino acids)
Source: RefSeq, a predicted model, not a curated record